GUAAUAUAAUUCCUCAUGGUGGAAGGGAAGACCCAUCGCCCUCCCCACAGAGCAAUAGCUACAGACUGUAGGCAGUCAGGGAGAAAGCUGAGAGGAAAGAAGAGGAAGGAAAUGGAUUUGACUGUCAUAAAUGUUAUUCUCCUCUUAAUAGCUGGAACUGUCUUCUCCUCUGAAGAUGAAAGUCGUCUCAUUAAAGACCUGUUUUCAAAUUACAACAAAGUUGUUCGUCCAGUUAUUAAAUUUAAAGAUGUCGUUGUGGUAACAGUUGGUCUCCAGUUAAUUCAGCUGAUUGAUGUGGAUGAAGUCAAUCAAAUUGUAACAACCAAUGUUCGCCUCAAACAGCAAUGGGUUGAUGUUAAGCUAAAAUGGGACCCCAAAUUGUAUGGUGGGAUAGAAAAAGUUCGAAUCCUUUCUGGUGAUAUUUGGCGCCCGGAUAUAGUCCUGUACAACAAUGCAGAUGGUGACUUUGCAAUCGUCCAAGAGACUAAAGCACUUCUGGAUUACACAGGAAAAAUUGUGUGGACUCCACCAGCCAUUUUCAAAAGUUACUGUGAAAUGAUUGUCACACAUUUUCCAUUUGACCAGCAGAACUGUAGUAUGAAGCUUGGUACAUGGAGCUAUGAUGGAUCCUUAGUCGUUAUAAAUCCGGAGAGUGACCGUCCUGACAUGAGCAGCUUCAUGGAGAGCGGAGAAUGGCUAAUAAAGGAUUAUCAAUGUUGGAAGCACUGCGUCAUUUAUGACUGCUGCCCUGAUAAACCAUACCUGGACAUCACCUUCCAUUUCCUUAUGCAGCGUCUUCCUCUAUACUUCAUUGUCAACGUCAUCAUCCCCUGUCUUCUCUUCUCCUUUCUGACUGGCCUAGUAUUCUAUCUUCCCACAGAUUCAUGUGAGAAAAUAACUCUGAGCGUUUCUGUCCUGCUGUCCCUGACUGUGUUUCUUCUGGUUAUUGUUGAAUUGAUCCCUUCAACAUCAAGUGCCGUGCCGCUGAUUGGAAAGUACAUGUUAUUUACAAUGAUGUUUGUCAUAGCUUCCAUUGUUAUCACAGUCAUUGUAAUCAACACUCAUUUCCGUUCUCCGAGUACUCACAUCAUGCCUCAGUGGGUGAGAAAGAUUUUUAUUGAGACCAUCCCAAACAUGAUGUUCUUCUCCACAAUGAAACGUCCAUCACAAGAAAAAAAAGGAAAGAAGAUUUUUACAGAAGACAUGGACAUAUCUGAUAUCUCAGGAAAACUGGGACCUGCUGCUGUGACUUAUCAGUCUCCAAUCUUAAAGAACCCUGAUGUCAAGAGUGCUAUAGAAGGAGUCAAGUAUAUUGCAGAGUCCAUGAAUUCAGACCAGGAAUCAAAUAAGGCAUCAGAAGAAUGGAAGUUUUCUGCCAUGGUCUUAGAUCACAUCCUGCUCGCAGUGUUUAUGAUAGUUUGUAUAAUUGGAACCACAGCUGUGUUUGCCGGACGCCUCAUUGAGUUACAUAUGCAGGGCUGAGUUGGAAGGGGCAUUUGCAGCACAGAGCAGUAAUGCUCUGCAUUUAGAUGAAGACCGACUGUUUUCUAAGAUGUUCUUUAGACAAGUGACAGUUUUAUUGUUUAAGCAGUAAAUACAUUAUCCAGUCUCUUGUAAAUAACAUAUAAUCACUGCAUUUGGAGGCCAAUUGUAAUUCAGUAAAUAUUUUGCUUUUGAAACUCAUAAAAAAAUAAAUACUACAGGUAAUAUAA
This is a messenger RNA of Pseudophryne corroboree (corroboree frog), 1712 nucleotides long. Its product is annotated as acetylcholine receptor subunit alpha-1-A-like. The transcript has 9 exons. Gene Ontology annotation, cellular component: neuron projection; postsynaptic membrane; plasma membrane. NCBI's taxonomy places the organism in Eukaryota, Metazoa, Chordata, Amphibia, Anura, Myobatrachidae. The coding region runs from base 16 to 1482 and encodes 488 amino acids. The record is from RefSeq and is a predicted model, not a curated record. Gene Ontology annotation, molecular function: acetylcholine-gated monoatomic cation-selective channel activity; transmembrane signaling receptor activity. Gene Ontology annotation, biological process: regulation of membrane potential; signal transduction; chemical synaptic transmission.